Molecule: messenger RNA, 7852 nt
Organism: Ostrinia nubilalis (European corn borer)
Lineage: Eukaryota; Metazoa; Arthropoda; Insecta; Lepidoptera; Crambidae
Product: Golgi resident protein GCP60
Exons: 10
Coding region: 132-1580 (482 amino acids)
Cellular component (GO): Golgi membrane
Molecular function (GO): fatty-acyl-CoA binding
Source: RefSeq, a predicted model, not a curated record
UAUUUUUUUUGUAAUAGUUUGAAAUAGUAAAUUAUGCUCAUCACUGGCAAUGGAACAGUUUUUACUUUGACAUAAAAUUUCAAGUCGACAAUUUUGCAAAAACAUCGUUUGCUGUGUAAAAUCUUCUAAAAAUGUCUUCAAAGACCGAGAAUAAUCACAAAAUCCUCCCAGAAAAGAUUCCCCUUGAAACUGAUCAGGGUAUCAAGGAGAGUGAAGAAAGAAAAUGGGGUUUACCUUUAAAAGAUGUAUAUAAACAUGCAGUAUCCUUUUACAAAGAAAAAGAAGGAAAAGCAAUUCAUUUGAGCUAUGAAGACCGACUGAAACUUGUUGCCUACACACAGCAGACAGCCCAUGGGCCUUUGGACGUGAAUUCGGCGCCGCCUCUGGGUGUCCUCGAUGUGAUUGGGCGGGACCGCAGGGCGGCGUGGCAGGCCCUGGGGCAGAUGUCACAAAUACAGGCUAUGGCUGGGUUUAUUCACACUCUAGACAGAUUGUGCCCAUUGUUCAAACCUUUCUUGGAGGCUAUUCAAAAGGACCAUGAAGAUAAAAAACAGCAGGAGUUGAAAAGGCAAGAGGAGGAAAGAGCCCAUACGGAAUUACAAAAUAGAAUCAUGUUAGAGAAACAGAAACAACAGAGCGCUAAACUCACAGAAGAGCAGCAAGUGCAAAGAAUAAAAGAUGCGCUAAACGCACAAACAUACAACCAGUUUCUUCAGUAUGCUCAGCAGCAGUUCCCCGGCAACUUUGACCAGCAGGCGAUCCUUAUUCGGCAGCUGCAAGACCAACACUACCAGCAGUACAUCCAACAGUUGGCCAUAGACCAAAGACUGGCCAAUGCUAACAUUCAAGACGAUAGUCAGUGUGAGGAGGAGAAUACUAAUAAGAAAGAGGAACCAGUCAAAGAUUGUAACUUAAAUGAAAUGGAAGCAGUUGAUGCUAUGGAGAAUAAUAAAUCAAUGCAGACUUCAGAUAAGACUGAAACUCCAGAAUACACUGAAGAAUCGCGAGGGGAAGAGGAAUCAGAUGGGGAAGACGUUUUCCCAGCUGUGGAUGAGGGUCGGAUGUGGACGCGCGGGGACAUCGCGCAGUUCAAGGAGUCUGCUCGCGCCAGCGGCGGCAAAUUGACCGUCGGCCACGGAGAGACUGUGACCGUCCGGGUGCCCACACACCCCCGGGCUAGGUGCAUUUGCUGGGAGUUUGCUACGGACAACUAUGACAUAGGCUUCGGCCUGUACUUCGAGUGGAGCAAGUCGCCGACCACGGAGGUCACAAUCCACGUGGCGGAAAGCGACGAAGAAGACGACGUCGAUGACGACGGCUACGGCGACACUGAUGACGUGACAGAGUUCACAAUCCACGGCACGACCGACCCGGAGGCGGGCGGCGAGCGGCGUGCGCUGAGCAGCGCGCGCCCGCCCGUCAGCCUCGUCGUGCCCAUCUACCGCCGCGACUGCCACACCGAAGUGUACGCCGGGUCCCAUACGUAUCCAGGUGAAGGCGUAUAUUUAUUGAAAUUCGAUAACACUUACAGUCUUUGGCGAUCUAAAACCUUGUACUAUAAAGUAUACUACACACAGUAAAUCUUGUGUGUUUAUCAAAACGAAUUUAAUUGUUUUACCAUGACACGAAAAAUGAAUGGAGUUAUGUUUUUGGUCACAUUACUUACAUAUUUUAUGAUGGAAAAUUUUCUUUUUUCAUGAAUGUGGAAAAUACUGAAGGUAGCUUAAGGUACACAAUUAUGGUAUUUUGUGUUAGGUAUUAUCUUGUAUGGGUGCGAUUAGUGACACCCUGUAUAUUAUAUUUAUUUUGUUUUUAUCAGUACCUACAGACUACUGACAGGCAUACCUCUGCAUUAUCUGUAUGGGACUAUGACACAUUAUUAUCCUGUUAAUUAAGGAUUUUGUGUAUUGUAGAGAAAGAGAAAGAUAAUGCUUUUUAAGUAAAAAUGUAUAUCUUUCGCGUUUCCUCAAAAAUGCCAAACUUAUUUAUAUUGGAUUUUAGUUAUGUUGGUGGGAUCCCUAUUGAUUGAGAGUAAAUUAUUCUAGAGCUAUUAAAUUAUUUUUAUUAAACAUAAAAGUUUUUAAGUCUGUUAUAUCGUAUACAUUGACUAUCUAUUGUUCAUUCGUUCAAAUAAUAAAUCUUUAAUUAACGUUUAUAUUUUGGUUUCGGUUUUCGUAUCAAUUUUGCAUUGUGCCAUUCAAACUAGUAGUAGGAUUUUGGAUUUGAUUUCUUACGUAAUAGUUGUCAUGAAUGUUAAAUAUAACUGUUUCAAUGUAAGUGUAAUUUAUGUAUGUCUCCACUUAUCAUGUGUAUGAAAUGUCAAAUAUUGAUUUAUUUAGGUAUAUUAUAAAAAAAAUAACAAUUGGAAAACCAUUUUACAAUGAUUAAUAAACUUUCAAAUUAACGCUAACACUUUAGUAUUAUUUGCUGCAUUUACAUAAACCUAAUAUUACGUAUUAUUUCACAGAUGUCCUUUAGCGAUUAAAGUAAAAUUAAUUAGUUUAAAGAAAUUUAUUUAACGCUUUUUGUGCACCACUGUCCAUGUCAUCCUUCUUUUAUCCGGUUUCUACAGGACUAUCUUAAAAUAGGGACUAAAAUAAAAUGUAAUAUCGUCGUUCAAUAAAUGUAUUUUGUAUUAAUGUUAUAGUAUAAUUAAAAAUAUAUUAAUAGGACAAGGUUUUAUAUUAUUGACUUGGGGGCGGAAACUUGGAAUUUUGUAAUGAAGUAAGGAGAUGGAAAUGGAUGAUAACAGACAGGCACGUAAUAUGAAAUGAUAGCAAGUAUCUAGUGUUGGAUCUGUCAUAGUAUUUACUAGUUAAUAGUGGUGAUUACCACCGUAGUAUCAACAGUCUUAAAAAUAAAAUAAUUUUGGUAUAAAAUAUGAUUACUUUUGGAUAAAGAUGGGAAACUGCCAUAGAUUAUUAACAACUGUUUUUUUUUACUAAAGUUAUUUAAAGAUUGACCUAUGACAGAUUUCCAACCCAUAGUAAAGUAACUUAUUUGUCUAUUAUUGUUAUUUUAUGUGAUAUGUUUAACUUAGAAUGAUACAUAUUAUUAUUAUAUUUAUUUAUAGUUAUUAAAUAGGCCGUAAAAACAAUGUUAAUAAUAUGCUAACCAUUUUACAUCUCAGUGUCUGUAAUAUUAUGAUUGUUUCUUUUGAUAGACCACACACCUUUAUGAUUGUAGUCAGAAAAAUUGUUAUUUAUUAUUCCUAUAGUCUACUCCGAAAAUCACUGCGUAUACCGGGUUAGAGUCUGUUAUGACUAUUGAUGUGCCGUUCCCGAGAACGCUCUCUCAGCUGAGAAUAUUCUCGGGAGCGUUCCCGGGAGCGUUCUCCUAAGUGAGAAAGGUUGAGAAUCAUGUUUAUCUAAUGGAAAUAAACAAACUUUCUUAAGUAAAAUAGUAUUAAAUUAAGUCAACAGAUAAGUGUAUAUUAAACAAUACACUCCAUUUGCAGUGAAAGGCUAUAUUCUCAGUGUUCCCGAGAAUAUUCUCGGGAACUUUCUCGGCAAUAUUCUUGGCAACUGCACCUUUAUUAUAAUUUAUUUUUUUCGUCGUGAAAUGUCGUUUUAAUGAUAUGUAAGAUGACAGAAAUUUCUUUUUACACGUAAUUAAAUAAUGUAACUGUCCAUUUUUUCGUUUUUAACACGCUCUUAUUAGGUCGUCGUGUAUGUAACUAACUAUGUAAUGGAAUCUCAGAAUCGGAAUUACACGCACUUUUAAGUCUUGUAUCAUCAUGAAACUUGGCAAUUAUAUGCAGAUUAGAAAUGGCAAUACAAUAUUGUGGUACCAGCUGGUCUGAUGAUGGGACUGGAAGGUGGCCAAAAGAACUCCUAAACGAAACGGCGGAAUCACAUCGAGUUUGGGUUCAUUGGAUGUCUUUUCGAGAUCUUUAAGUGCUAGAUAAUGUCCAGGGUCCUAAUGAUGGAGUCAGGAGGUAGCCAUAGGAACUCCUAAACGAAACGGCGGAAACUCAUCGAGUUUGGGUUCGUUGGAUUUGUCUUUUCGAGCACUUUAAUGUUAGAUGAUGUCCAGGGUUCUGAUGAUUUUUGGCUUUUUAGUGCUGUUAGUAAUUAAAAGCGUGUUUUUAGUUUUUUUAAACUAUUCUUAUUUGACAUUAAAGGCAUAUUUCACAAUCGCUUAGUAAGGGCCUGUUUCGCCACUUCUGGAUAAGUUGUGGAUAGCCUGUCUGACGGAUCAUUUGACACAUUUUUAUAGAAAAUAUGUGCUAGCUAGAUUGAUCCGACACUUAGAAGAAUAGUAAUACUCCUCUUCAAAAAAGGUGACAAAACCUUGUUGAAGAAUUAUAGACCCAUUUCGCUUCUGAGCCAUGUCUACAAGCUGAUUUCGAUAGUCAUUACGAAUUGUCACGCUAGCAGGCUCGACGACUUUCAGCCCCCUGAACAAGCCGGUUUCCGAAAAGGCUUUUGUACCAUAUACCAUAAUAAUAUACGCAACGGCAGAUUAUACGGAAGAUCAAGGACUUUGCACUUUGCAUUUGUGAACUAUGAGAAAGCCUUCGAUUCGUUUGAAACAUGGGCAGUGCUUUAGUCUCUUCAACUGUGCCAAAUUAACUAUUGAUACAUUAAAGUGUUGAAAGGCUUGUACAAACACGCCACAGUGACAGUCCGUUUUAAGAUCAGGACCCGAAACCUAUCCAGUUGCAGCGAGGGGUGAGACAGGGAGACGUCAUCACCACCGCCCUGGAAGAUGUUUUCAAGCUUCUGGGCUGGAGCGGAUUCUGCAUAAAUAUCAACGGCGAGUAGGUACAUCACCCAGACAGCAGACGAUAUCGUAGUCAUGGCUGAGAUCGUGGAAGAUCUAGGCACAAUGCUCGAUGGCCUCAAUAGAGUCUCUCAACAAGUGGGUCUCAAAAUGAACAUGGACAAGAUUUAAAAAUGAUGUCUAAAGGCCGUGUUGCACCCACUCCUCUAAAAGUUGGAGACUCUACACUCGAGGUUGUUGACAAUAUACCUGGGACAAACAGUCCAGUUAGGUAGGUCCAACUUCGAAAAAAGGUCAAUCAUCGAAUCCAGCUCGGCUGGGCAGCCUUUGAGAAGCUUUACGAUAUUUUCACGCGGCUUCUCCGUCGCGUCGCCAUUCCGCUUUCAAUCCACUUUGAAUCCGCUUGCAAUCCGCAAGGGUGGCAAGGGCCUUAAAACUCAGAGGCACACUGAUGUUCAAAUACCGUAGCCGAGUCCUAAAGCCGCGGUACGCGUUCGCCACGAAAAGAGUGAGCAAGACAGCAAUAUCUCACUCACAAGUUUCAUUCCUUGUUUAUAACGACUAGUCUUAACGCCCAGUUAAUAAAACAUCGAAACAUUACAAAUAAUAUCACAUAUAAAAGACAAAAUUAAAAUUAAAACUAAAUAUAUUCUGUCGAGAACACUGAGAAUAUUCCCAGGAGCGUUCUCGGUUCUCGAGAAUAUUCUCACUGGGAAUAUUGCCGGGAACGAGAACUUUCUCAGCGGCACAUCUCUAGUUAUGACCAUAGUUAUGACGUAUAACACUUUUCUGAACAGUGAACUGUUAUAGCAGUCAUAACAAUUAAACUUCUAUUGUGUCUGGGUUACUGUCCGGUAAAGUGUUAAAAGACGUCAGAGUAAAAGGCUAUCAGUAAGUAAGGGACAUGUUUGAAUGUACAUUUUAGUAGCGAUUAUAUUUAAUUGAUGUUUACACUACGGUUUAUCUUUUGCGGAGUAGACCAUCAUUUAUUUUUUAAACUGAUUGUAAAACUAAUUUAUGUGUUAUUUUGUAAAAUAAGUCAAUACAUUUUAGUCACAGAAUAAAAUAAUAUUAAAAGAAUAUUAAUACUUUUUUAUUCCCUUUGUCUGUCAUGAGUUUCCCUAGCCUACACCCUACACAGGUGUCCCUGUAGGUAUCAAUAAAAAGGAUUGAUUUUACAGCUCAAAUCAACUUUCCCCAAGAGUAAGAAAGUUUAAAUCAUCCAAAAAACAAAAUCUUUUCAUACAAAUUGUCUUCUAAUAGAAUCAAUUGUUUUUGUUUGAACCAUAGUCCAUUAGUGCUGUGCUUACAGGGACACCCUGUAUAAGUUUGAUAGCAACUGCCGUCACUGAGCAACCACUUCGUUAUGAAGAGUAUCGUAUUUGCGAUCACCUGUUGGCUCCACUCACUGGCGAGUGACAGGCAAGACCUCUACAGUUUCUCCUACUGAUGAGGGAAAAUAAGAUAAGUAUAGCCUGACCAGGAACAUAAAAACCCUGGCAUAGAGGCGCGUCAAUUGCAUUUGAUAGUGCAACACUGAGUACAGUCGUACCUGUGUUAAAUUAAUAGGCUAACUUUAUGUAUCAGGAUUCAGGAUUACGGGCUAAUUUGAUAUUUUCAUAAAUUAACGAAAAAAUAUUAUUAAAGGUAACCUGGUUUAAAUAAAUUAAAUGAAACCAUCAAUCGAGUUAGUAGGAUUUAUUUUAUUAUUCAUCAAUAAUCAAAUUCAGAACUUGAAUAUUCAACUGCAAUGUCUGCUCAUGAACGCUUCAAACUCGGUACUUCUUUCCCAAUUCCAUAAAAUUCAAUACUUAGAAAGUGACAAAAAACUUUAAAAUAGGUAGUUGAAACAAACCACAGCUAAUUUUCAUAGUGGACUGUACUAUACGAUAAACAUGUCAGUCAAUUUGACAACCUUUGUCGAAAACAUUAAUCAAUGAAAAUAUUGUCCGAACCUUUAGUAUUUCUCUUCGACAAAUACUUUAACACAUUGUGAUCCACUUUUCUUUCACGACUAUAAAAAGAUUUUAGCAAUUUAAUUCACAAAAUCAAUUGCGCACAUUUAAAAUAAAGUUUGUUUACACUUUGACAGCAAUAGACUGACAUGCAAGGUGACAUGUCAAUGAAGUUUUCAGUUACUGUUGCCAUUAAAAGAAAUUAGUACCAUUAGUUUUCCGCAACAUGGCGAGGGUUUUUAUGUUCCUGUAGGCCUAAGAUGCGCGCAUCGACAAUGACAUGAUAUGAUAAGACAAUUUUCGAUCACGUAGAUAAUUUUAUCAUUUUCCCUAACAUGAGACCAUCGAUAGAAAAGUCUAUCGACCGCUAUCGCGUGUUUUAUUAUUUUUAUAAAUCCUUCCUGGCCUGGAAAUUUGUACCAUUGGCCGAAUACUUGUAAGUUGUCAAUAUAUUCUUUCAUGUCGUUAAAAUAAAAUGUUUGCUUCCAGUUUGCUUCUUCUUUACACAGUUUUGAACUUUAAACUUGUCCUUUUUAUAAAUGUCCAACUGUAGUGAUUACAUAUUUAUAUAAAUAUUCAUAAGUAAUAGGUUUUGAUAAUAUUUCCUGGAUGUGGCGGGGUAUUACAUUAACAUCUGUAUCUGCUUCUGAUAAGUGAUUCAAAUCGGCUACUAGUGUAAGUCUUUCAAGGCCAAAUCUUGGGCAUUUCAUAAUCAGAUGUUCCAGGUCGGCAUCAGCCUCAUCACAAAAAUUGCAUGAACUGCUAUUCACUAUUUUCAUUCGCUGUAGAUGGGAGGGAGAUCUGAGGUGUCCAAAUCGCAGACGAUUAAUUGUUGUUACAAAUCUACGGCUUAUAUACUCUUUGUAAUAAUACCAGGGUUUCGUUGGUAUUUCCUUUUGUAUCCCAGCAUACCAUCUGCCUUUGGUUUCUGAGCAUAUUUUCCAAUAAUUUUUCCAUAUCUCUUUACAGUUUUCUGUCAUAAUGGUGUGAAAGUCCGUGAAGGGGACCUUAAAAUGCUCCGAGUGGUCUUCAUGAGGUUCAGAGUUGGCAACUUGAUCCACAAUUUCGUUCCCUGGUAUGCCUCGAUGAGACGGAAUCCACUUGAGUGAAAUUGGUUUUUUAAUUUCAUUAAUAAUGUUUCUUAUAUUAUAAAUUAAAUAAUUUGUUUUAAA